Lasiodiplodia theobromae is the source of this 243-nucleotide messenger RNA. RefSeq lists its product as uncharacterized. The transcript has a single exon. Lineage: Eukaryota; Fungi; Ascomycota; Dothideomycetes; Botryosphaeriales; Botryosphaeriaceae. The coding region runs from base 1 to 243 and encodes 80 amino acids. The record is from RefSeq and is a predicted model, not a curated record.
AUGGCCUUCGAAUUCCUCGCCCCGAUCCUGACGCCGACGGCGCUCGCGACGGUGCAGCGCGACCCGUCGCUGCUGGGCAUCCUGCUGGCGGUGCUGUUCGGCCUGGGGCUGCAGGUCGCCCUCGCCGUCUUCAUCCACUACCGGACCGAAAAGGACAACGGGACGUGGAAGGGCUGGGGCAUCCCCUUCUGGCCCAAGAAGAAGGCUAAGAAGCAGGGCUUCAGGAAGCUCGGCGGGAAAUGA